Abrus precatorius (Indian licorice) is the source of this 1275-nucleotide messenger RNA. Its product is annotated as elongation of fatty acids protein 3-like. Gene Ontology annotation, biological process: fatty acid elongation, polyunsaturated fatty acid; fatty acid elongation, monounsaturated fatty acid; sphingolipid biosynthetic process. Gene Ontology annotation, cellular component: endoplasmic reticulum membrane. Gene Ontology annotation, molecular function: fatty acid elongase activity. The coding region runs from base 105 to 1061 and encodes 318 amino acids. Lineage: Eukaryota; Viridiplantae; Streptophyta; Magnoliopsida; Fabales; Fabaceae. The transcript has a single exon. The record is from RefSeq and is a predicted model, not a curated record.
CCAUUGAGUCUUCAACGAUCACCGACCCAAAACAAAAACAAAAAAAAAUAAAGAGAGAGAGAAAACGGAACAAGGUAAUGUAAAAGAGAAGAAAAAUCUCUAGCAUGUCUACGUCACCGUCCAGCACCAUGGGUAAGAUCUUGACGGUGAUGCAGACCCUUAACUUCUACCUUUCGGAGCACCCAGCAAUUGUAGGGUUCCGAUGGAGCCCCGCUUUAAGCUGGGGCUCUACUUGGUCUUUCCUCUUCACAUCAAUCGCCGUGUACGUCGUUCUCUCUGUUAUUCUCCACCUUUUACUCGCCUUGCUUCUUCGUCGUGGCCAAACCGUUCCGCUUGGACCAUUACCCGCGCUUCAUAGCCUCUCCAUGGCCCUUAUCUCCGUCACCAUAUUCACCGGGAUAUUGAUCUCCUCCACCGCGGAAAUCAAAGAGACACGCUGGUUCUGGCGUCGCUCUAAAACGCCGUUUCAAUGGCUCCUAUGUUUCCCUCUCGGGACUCGUCCCUCUGGUCGCGUCUUUUUCUGGUCGUACGUUUUCUACUUGUCGCAUUUCCUUCACAUGGUGAGAACCGUGUUUGUAAUCAUACGAUAUCGUAAGCUAGUUUUCUUUGAGCUCUUUUACCAUUCCAUAUACACAUGCACGUCCUUCUUGUGGUUGGAGUUCUCGCAAUCGUUUCAAGUGCUCGCGAUUUUGUUCACCACUUUGGUGUACUCCGUCAUGUACGGUUACAGGUUCUGGAACGCAAUCGCGGCGCGUGGCGCGUGCUUCCGUUUCGAGCUUAAUUGCCUAAUUGUGCUCUUGGGAUGUAACUUGGUGUGUCAUUUUGGGGUCCCUUUGUUGCAUUUUUCCAAAGGUGGGUGUAACGGGAUUGGCGCUUGGGUCUUCAAUUCUGUGCUCAACGGUGCUGUUUUGUUUCUGUUUAUCAAUUUUUAUGUGAGAGUGUAUUUCGGGAAAAGAAGAAACCUUGCGGGUGUGGGUGAUCGGGGUAAGAACAUUGAUGGUUCAUUUUCUGUCUUAGGCACUGGAAAGGAAGCAAAUAGUAAAAAAUUGAAGUCCAAUUAAAGCACAACUUGGUAGGGUGAGUGCUGCGAUUUUGACAUGGUGUGCAUUUUUCACCCUUUUUUGUAAUUAAAAGGCAUGCAGGUCUAUACGUAGCAAGUUCGAAAUUUUGUUGGGAACUGGAUUUUGACGUGUGUUGUAAGUUUUUCUUUUUUACAAGUACUGUAAGUGAUGUAAUCAUCUUUCAUCUCUUUCACAAAUUAAAGCCUUUCUCAAU